CCCGGUUAUAAGCCCAUCUACUUGUAAACAAAACAUUACUUUCAUGAUAAGGCCAGCCCCAGAUUUAAGCCCCCCUCCCCCCUCUAGUUUAAAAUGAAGUGAAUUCGAUUUAUGAUUAUUUUUUGAAAUUUAAUUGAAAAUCAGUAUACGAGAAACUUAUUCCGAUCAACACUGCUGUAGUUCAUUUUGAAACGGUUUUUUGUUCUUCUUGUAAGCUUCCUCGGAUAUAAGCCCCUCAUUUUAUAAGCCCGUUCAAACCCCCGUACGAAGUUGUAUAAGCCCAGGGCUUAUAAGAGGAACAAUCCUGGCCAAAAGUUCUUGGGGCACUUAGCUUAAACUAUGGGCCAAAACAUAAUUGUCUUUCUACUCUUGCUGGGAAAAGACUUUUAAGAGUUUUAUUUAGUUAUUACCACCUCCCACCUCCCACCCUCCCCCAAACGUUGUUGACUUGGGGACAGAAUUCUUGCUAUAUGGACAACAUUAUCCGGGGGGGAAGGGGGUAUAUGCAAUUCUUUCUUAGAUGAGCUGUGCGACCAUUAGAAAGUAAGUAGUGUCCCAAGACUUUUGGCUAGGAUUGUAGUUCACUUUUCUAUCACCAUCAGUUCCCAGUCAGCCGCCACCAAACACUGUCGUUAAAUCCACGAGUACGAGCACAAUUGACGUCACGUGGGAGCCAAUCAGCCAAGCUUAUGUCCAUGGAAUCCUUGUGGGAUACGAAGUUAGAUACGCAAAGGAUGACGGGUCAUCGCCACCGACUUGGGAAACAGUGACACUUGAUGUAGGCACACAUAAAGUAGUUUUAGGUGAUCUGGAAUAUUUUACGCGUUACACGGUGGUGGUGUGUGCCAGAACAUCCAAGGGUUGUGGAAAGGAAUAUUCUGACAUUGCUUACACGUUUGGCGAUGGUGAGUACAAUGUUAGGUAAAAUAAAGUACAAAGUGCUACUUUCAAACUUGUGAGUUUCAUGAAAUGGUUUUAUUUAGUAACAAGUAUAACAUCAAGUUAUCUUAGCCUUGGCCUACCGUAGCGACAACCAUAAGCAAAUUUAUGAAGCUAUCCUUUCAAGAUAUUAUUCCUCAUCCCCCAGAAAUGAACCCCGAUAAAAAAAAGCCUACCAAUCUGAGAUGCAAUUUCCAUCCGUUAAUAAACCCCUGUAUACAGGCGCUCGGGCUUACAAAUUGAUUCCAUAAACUCAUAAUAACUUCUUCAAUUACAACCCCAUUAUAAAACGCCUUUCUAAUAAUAAGCCGAUAUUUCUGAUAUUUUUGUUUACCUUGAUUCUGUUUUUUUCGUCUUAGAACCGAGUAUGCCUCCUCAAAGUGUGACGGUCCAUAAUCUCACAUCUGCAGUGGCUAUAAACGUUACCUGGACUCCAGUCCCUGUCGGUCACGUCAACGGCCUUCUAAUGGGUUAUUCCAUAAAAUAUCGAAAAAUUCGAACAGCUGAGAGGGACGUGUUUGAUACUGAGGAGUAUACAGCCACUAUAGGAUCCAGCGAACUGUCGGUGGAACUUGAAGCUGACACAUACUCGGUUUACGAGAUUCGAAUAGCGGCUUUUACCCAGAGGGGCAUUGGACCUUACAGUGAGUUCGUCUAUGGUGAAACCUGCCGUUGCCCAGAAAUCCUUUACACGAACUAUUGGUCCAAUUAUCCAUAUCUCAGAAUGAACGACAAGGACAAAAAGCUUGAGGGAGUUCUCAGCAGUAUUGUCACAGACAUGGUGCGUACAGCUUGUGGAUACUGUCCCGCACACGGUGACACCUUCAUCGACAUGACUGCAAAUGGCAAGGGAGAGUCUUCUGCCAAGAAAAGCGUCUUAGACGUGCUGAAAGAUAUUGAUGACGUCCCACAGAUUAGUUUUCCAAUCUACGGCAACAAAUUCAUAGAACGAUACAUGGCAGAAUAUGCUUAUAUCAACCUUGUGGAGUCCCCUGGGGUGGCCUUCAUUGCUGCUAAGAGGUUCCCUGGUAAAGCUGCUGACAACAUGAUUAGCGCGCUAACUGACUGUGUUCCAGUGUUAGUAAUGUCAACGAUCAUGGCUUACAUAUCUGGGUUUAUUAUUUGGGUUUUGGACAUGAAGUGUAACCCUAAUGAAUUUCCAACCAGCUUUACGAAAGGUGCUGGUGAAGGAUUCUGGUGGUCCUUCGUCUCCAUGACAACUGUCGGGUAUGGAGACCGAUCGCCCCGCUCUAUUCCCGCCCGUAUUUUUGCUAUCAUCUGGACACUUACUGGUCUUGUUAUCAUCGGUAUUCUGGUUGGUGGAGUUGCCUCGUCUCUUACAUCUGUAAAUGUCGACCAUUCCAUAAUUCUCUAUGGUGCAAAGGUGUGUUUGAGAUAAUUAUACCCAUGCAAGUCCGCAACUCAGGCUAGCCUUAGAAGUGUCAGAAAAAAUCAUUAUUAUACUUUCAAUCUUGCUGAAGGCCUCAAAACAAAUUCCUGGGAGAUAUUCUAUACUUGUAGCUGGAAGAAAUGUUUUCGAAUAUUAAAGUAGAAAUGUACCAAUGUACCAAUACCGUGACAACAAUUGAUGUGCAAUCGGCCAUUACUUAACUGUAAAGAAUCAAGUCUUUGCUUACACGGCGUAAAGUGAAUUAAUAUAUUUGAAGCAUCUGAUUGAGAAAAUCGUCUGAGUAUAGUAGUAUUCAGCCCUAAGACGAAUAUAUUUGUAACAAUCUUGUGCUCGGAAAGAUAACUAUCCGACGGCUUUUGAAGGAAGGAUAACAGUAUGUGACUGACUCUUCACUAUCAAAUUUAGGUAGGCACCAUCCAG
Molecule: messenger RNA, 2770 nt
Organism: Orbicella faveolata
Lineage: Eukaryota; Metazoa; Cnidaria; Anthozoa; Scleractinia; Merulinidae
Molecular function (GO): calcium ion binding; protein binding
Source: RefSeq, a predicted model, not a curated record